Messenger RNA from Recurvomyces mirabilis, 3336 nucleotides. RefSeq lists its product as uncharacterized. The transcript has a single exon. The record is from RefSeq and is a predicted model, not a curated record. NCBI's taxonomy places the organism in Eukaryota, Fungi, Ascomycota, Dothideomycetes, Mycosphaerellales, Teratosphaeriaceae. Gene Ontology annotation, molecular function: protein binding. Gene Ontology annotation, cellular component: nucleoplasm. Bases 1 to 3336 code for a protein of 1111 amino acids.
AUGAAUGGGCAGACCUCUCCACUGCCGAGCGAUACUCCAGCAGAUGUGCUACCGGAGAGAACGACGAUAGAAUCUACGACGAAUGGCACAACCGGCCCAGGAAUCGUGGCGCAAAGCCAUGAACAGGAGGCCACGGAUGCGAGGCCUGCACCCGACAUUGCAGAAGGAAGACGCGCAGACGAUGAUAUUGCACACGUCAAGGCCGAUAACGAUGUGAUCAUGAAUGGAGACCACGACGAUGCUGCUUCCGAGGCCGAGACACUCAUCGACAGCCCAGUGAAGAAACGCGAGGCUGAGAAGCAAAAGCAAUUACAGACGCGGAGUAGGAUCGGUGGCCUACCGGUGCCUGGAGAAGAUGACGAAGAAAGCGAGUCUGUGGCCACGCCGCUACAAAGCACCGAGAUGAGCGACGUCAAGGUUGCAUCUGGCAUCGAUGGCAAGGAAUCUGGCGAUGAGAUGGAUGUGGGUAGUGAUAAGGAGGAGAGUAGUGAUCCCCUCAGUUCCGCCCCAUCUCCGGCAUCAACAGCGCUUUCCCUGGUAUCUGGAAGGUCUCGCGCCAUGUCUGAGGGGCUAGAAACUGCUCACAACGAUGCCGAAACCGAGAAUCCACGUAAGCGAAAACACCGAGCAUCCUCUGUCGGCUUUCCUAGCAAACGCCAAAGCAUGGACCCGCCAAAACGUAACCUGCGUGGUAUUCAGUCUGAGGAUCUGGCUGGUCAGGCAGACAGAUCUCCUUCUCCCAAGCUACGGAGUCAUCGGAGAGCGGCAUCUACACAGUCUGCAUUGUUGGACGGCACGGCAGAUAAUCCUAGACCACGACGAGGCGCAUCCCAACUCCCUAUGCGCGAUCCAAAGUCCAGAAGUACGUGGGAGGAGUCCGAUGCCUCAUCUGAAACUGCUUCGUACGGCCACACAGAUUUGCGGCGAGCGCAACGUGGUGUCGGAAGAUCGACAUCGACACCUGGACGACCGAUCGGGCGGGAGCUCAAACGUCACGUCAACAAGUACGGCUUUACACGGCUUGCAGAAGCCUGUGAUAAUGGUGAUCUGGACCUGGUCAAGCAGUGGCGAGAACGGGAUCCGGAGCAGCUGGAGGUAGCGGAGUAUGCACAGAACAAGCCUCUUCAGAUUGCAUCGCUGAGAGGAAAUGCCGAGAUUGUGCAGUAUCUUGUCGACGAAGGCUGUCAGAUUGAUUGUGCGAAUGUCGACAAGGAUACGCCACUCAUUGAUGCUUCCGAAAACGGCCAUCUGGAAGUGGUCAAAAUUCUGCUCAAUGCUGGUGUAGAUCCAUUGGGUCAAAAUCUAAAAGGGCAACAGGCUCUGGAUGUCGUUAAAGACGACGAGGACAACGCCGAUGAGAUCCGGGUGAUACUACGCAAUGCCAUCGAACAAUGGAACAGCGAUGGCGCAAAGCAGCGACGCGAAGAAGAUGAAGAAGCACGUCAUCAGCAGAAACCCAACAAGGAGAUUCACUUCAUGGCACGAACGCACGAGAAUUUGAUUAGACUCAUUACUAUUAAUGAUCGGAAUGGAGUAAGGGAGUUCCUCGAUGCCCGUGUACCCGUCGACAACGCGGCCAUCGCAGCCGCGGCACGUACUGGUGAUCAGUAUCUUGUCAACAUGCUGCUCGCAGAACUGUCAGAUAAGAAGGCUAAUCAAAAGCCGGAGAAACCCGUACUAGCAGUUCUCGGAACAUCGCACUUCGAGAUGCUUAAGAUGCUGACAUCGCUGGACCAAUUCAACCCUACCUGGAUAUCGCGAGGCGGGAAGUCGUGGGCUGAGAUUGCAGAAGAGAGGGGUGGCCCGCACUGGCGACAGGAGAAAGAUUUGUUUGAGAGGUUGACAGUGGGCAAGGCUAAGAACAUGGGUAUCCGGCGGAGCUCAAGUCCAGUGACGAAGCGGGAGAGCAUUAAGCGUAGACUACCGCCUCAGCUCAGAGAUCGGGAUGAGAGUGACGAGGAGGACGGACCGAAGCCGAAGAAUGGUCGCAGGUUGAUGUCGAGACGAGCGAUGCGAGCUGCGAGCAGUAAAGCGAGGUCGGACUCGGAGUUUGAGGGCGAGUCGACGUCAGAUACUGGCACUGGCCACACGGUCGAAGCAAACGAGCCGGAGCCGGAGACAUCAAUGCAGCCGCCUGGUAGCCCGUCUCGCAGAAAGGCUCCAAUUCGGCAACGUACGAAGAGCAUCUCUUCUGUGCCUACUGAAGUGUCACCGAAGGCGAGAAGGCGGUCUUCUUCGUUUCGCGGUCUGCAGGAGCAUGCUCUUCCUGUGGUGGAGGAGACAGCUGAGGAUCGGGAUGGAAUGGAGAUUGAUGCCAAUGAGAAAGCAGAGGCUGUUCUGCGAGAAGCGCAAGCGCGAGAAGAGCAACAGCGCAAGGCGGCAGCUGAAGCCGAAGCCAAGGGAGCCGAGGAGGCAGUGAAAGCGGAAGAGAGACGCAAGGAGGAGGAAGCACGGAAAGCCGAGGAAGAGCGCCAGGCCCAAGUCGAGCGUACACUUGCAGAAGACGCUCGCCGACUAGAGGCAGAGGAGAUGGCGCGGAAGGCCGAAGAGCAGAAGAAAUUGGACGAGGAAAGGCGGCAGAGUGAGGCUCAGAUGGAAGGCGCUAGGCGCGAUUUCUGUCGGAAGCUUUUUGAUGUCCUUCCGCGGUCCAUGGCCGAAUCAUUCGAUCCAGAUGGGAGUGAAGGGGGGAUCACGGACGCCAUACUCACUGACAUCUGUUUGCCACUACACGUCGUACGUGACGAGAACGGCACGGAUCAAAUACUCAAUGUGCAAGCUGCGGCGUUGCUCGGUAAGCGUGGUCAGGAACUGCUCUUCCCUCGCAGCUCCGAGCUGGGCUUCACGCGGACAUUUAGCGAACAGUGGCAGGCUUCCACACCCGGGUCGAGCUUUACCCGCCGCAUUGCGCACGAACUUGCGAAGCAAAGGGUUCUAGAUGAGAUGUCGUCUGUGGACGAUGAUCACGAAAUGCAAGACGCGUCUGGUGACUUUGCUGCUAAAGUGAAGCGUAUGCAUGAUCGUCUUGACCGGGUCGCUCGGUAUCGAGAUCAGAUCGUGGACACGCUUCCACUAGAGCUCGUGCAGCUUCAGGACGUCCUCGCCAAUCUCGACUCGGCAACUCGUGACCUGCAGCUCUUGGUCCAGUACUCGCAGCUAUCUGCGCAGCGAUCCUCAGUAGUACGGACUAAGCUUGACAAGCAGAGCUUUGUAGGACGCAUACAAGGGGUUUGGGAAGUGGAGCCCCUGAUGAGGCAGUUCAAGGCUGGUGAGGAGGUCAAGACGCAUGCCGAGGCUUGGGCUGGUGAGACGGUUGUUACGAUUGUACAUGAGAAGUAG